GAUAUAGGUUGGUGGGCGGACACUUGUUAUGACAUUGGGCUUCAGUCGAAGAAGAAGAGCGGAUGAGAAAAGGUAAUACAAAAGUCAAGGCAGUAACCAGGAAGCAAAGCGAUUAUCGAUGUGUCAGCGAAGUGCCAUAGGGAAAUCACUCUGAAGUGACACCUGGUGUUGGAAAUAGGUGAUUACAGAGGCAGUCCUUGUUCAUUAUGAAUGCUCAUUGCACCCAACAGUGCAAAGAUGUAAGCUAACUUUUAACAAUUGAUGAAAUGAAGAUGGUAAAGCUCUUGUAGUCUCAAACACUCCCAAAGCGUAGUAACAUGUCUACAGAUAUUGACAGUGACUGUCAGGGCCCUAGACGAGAAGAACUACUCUCAUGUUUACUUACAGCUGUUCAGGGGUGUCAGGUUAGAUUUGGAGGUCGUGGAGAACUUGCUACUGAAUCUGAUGAGAGAGUAGCAUUGCUUUGCACUUCCCUAGAAUCUGCUCUUUCUCAUGGUCUCAAGUCACGCUCACCAAAUAGAGGACUUGCUGCUAUUAAACAAGUGACAGAUAUGGUAACUUCUGGUUUAAACCUCCACCUCACUUUACCAAGAGGAGAAACAGAAACACCAGUGCUUUGGUGGUAUGUACGGGAACUCCUUACUCGUCAUGAGUAUGAGCGCUUUCUUCUGUUGAAGAAUGUAAAUACAGACCUGGGCAGGGGACGUGCAUGGUUGAGAAGUUUACUUAAUGAGCAUUCACUUGAGCGAUAUAUGCACAUUCUGGCUGGUGAUGAUCAUCUUCUGCAGCAGUGGUAUGAAUCUUGGGCACUUCUCAGAGACUUUGAAAGGGCAGCUAUGCUUCCAAAUUUAGCAGCAGGUUUGGACUCCAUUCUAUUUGCUAUUAACAUUGAUAAUAGUGAUUUGAAUGGGAUCACCUCCAGUGAAGUGAAACAGAAAACUGAACCAGCACCUGCUGUUAAGCCUGAACCUGAAGCUCAGAUUGCUGCAUCAGCAUCCGCUACAACGGAAGAACCAGGUAAUUCAGCACAUUUAAGAAAAAGGGAGUUGAAAAGGAGAAAAAAGAAAAUUCCUUCCCAGCUGAUUUCCUUUGAUGAUGACUUAUCAAGACCAGAUCUCCCUGAUGUAAAUUCUCCUUUAUAUCAUAGUGCACCUACUACAUGCCUUAGCUCACCAGCUCCUACUACAGGGGGAACAACUCCUUACGCUGAUCGAUUGGAGAAACUUGUACAUUUGCAAGGAUUACAACAGGCCAAAGAAGUUUUGAAAUUAAGUGAUGAAAAUUCAAGUACAGUGGAAAAUUCUGCUCUACCUGAUGAAAAAAUGGGUAACAGUAAUACAAAAUUAAAAUCUCCAGCUUUGGAAGAUAAUUCUACCUCAGGACUUACUGACUUAGAAGGUGCUGUUAGUAUUGAAAGUAAAUCAGUUAAAUGCAAUGAUGAGACUGUCAAUGAGACUAAUCUUAAACAUAUUUAUGAGCAGCUCCUUCCAGGACAUUCCAGUCUUUCUCCAGAAAGUGAUACCAAUAAUACUCAUGAUAAUAAUGUUCUUAGUAGUGUACCUGUGCCAAAAUCUCGUCGUCCCAGCAACUUAUAUGAUCAAGAAUCUGGAUCAUAUAGAUCUAGUCAGUCAAAUAUUUCUGCUGAUAGCUACCCUUCAAGUGAAGGAGAUACUGGAGCAAAUGUUUUUACACCAAUUGGAAGUGAAAGAAUCAGAGGUUUGAUACCUGUUAGCCCAAGAAGUUUAGCAAAUUUUGAAGGUGUUCCAUCGGAUGAUAAUAAUUCACUAAAUAGUUACUUGCAGGAAGGAGAUGAAAAUACUGUAGCUAUAUCUCAGGUAUGUGGAACUCAGGGAAGAAACAGAGGAACAUGUACCAGUCCUAUUUCAGUCACCUCAACAUUACCGAGUCCAUCCAGUGGAGAUACUACUUUAACCCUGGAUGAACUCAAAUCUGCUGUACUGGAGAUAAGUAGAGCUCGUGAUGCUGCUGAAUGUCGCCGAACAGAAAUAUCAAAUGCACUCGCUCAAGAAAUGGAAACAACUUCCAUGUUAAGAGCAGAAAUAGCACAUCAGCAGGGGUUACAUCAGGAGACAGUUGAGAGAUUAAAUGGAAAAAUUAAUGUACUUCAUAGAGAAAAUGAGCUUCUAAAGCAUCAGUUAAAGAAAUAUGUAGGAGCUGUUCAACUUCUUCGAAGAGAGGGAAGCAUUGAAAAUGUAGCAUUGCAACCAUCACGAAAUACUCCUGAUUAUCGGGAUUAUCAUGAUGAAGCCGCUGCUUAUGAGAGGAAAUUGAUUCAGGUGGCUGAAAUGCAUGGUGAAUUGAUGGAAUUUAAUGAGAGGCUUCAUAAACUCUUAAGGAUGAGAGAAGCACAGGUUCGUAGACUGCGAGAAGAGUUGAUUGAUCUUCGGGGACCCUUACCGGAUGAACAUGAUGAUGAAGAUGAAAUGGAUGACACUGCAAGUGUAACUAGUGAUUUAGAUACCCUUUCUGUAUCUACAACACCUAGAACGUUAAUCAAUAUUUGGAUCCCUACUGCCUUUUUAACAGGCUCAUCGUCAGACACCCACCAUGUAUAUCAGAUAUACAUUCGGAUACGUGAUGAUGAGUGGAAUGUGUAUCGUCGUUUUGCUCAGUUUUAUGAGCUUCAUAAACAGUUGAAAAGAAAAGACCCAAUAGUGAAGUCAUUUGAUUUCCCUCAGAAGAAAACAUUUGGCUAUAAGGAUGAGUGUGUUGUAGAAGAACGCAGAGUUCGCCUUCAGUCAUAUAUUCGAAAGGUUGUUAAUUUGCUACUUAAUUCUCACCCACAACUUGCCUCCUCACCAGAUAAACCUGUGUUUACAUCACUGCUGCCAUUUUUUUCAGAUCUGAAUCAGCCACGUGAUAGCUCCACUAGUGUGAGUGCAUCAUCUUCUCGUAGGGGUGUUUUGGCAAGAUUGUCUGGUGGUAGAUCUGAUCAACUACCAGUAGCAGACUCACCACAGUAUAAUGGUUUAUAAUAUUUUGUUAUUAUUAUGUUAUAUUUCAUAUAUGAUUUUUAUGUAUGUUAAAGAUUUUAUGCAUAAAUAUAUAUGUAAAAUUAGAAUUUAUGUAUAUUUA
Molecule: messenger RNA, 3096 nt
Organism: Macrobrachium nipponense
Lineage: Eukaryota; Metazoa; Arthropoda; Malacostraca; Decapoda; Palaemonidae
Product: sorting nexin-29-like
Exons: 13
Coding region: 318-2996 (892 amino acids)
Molecular function (GO): phosphatidylinositol binding
Source: RefSeq, a predicted model, not a curated record